Triplophysa rosa is the source of this 996-nucleotide messenger RNA. RefSeq names its product HERV-H LTR-associating protein 1. The coding region runs from base 110 to 877 and encodes 255 amino acids. The record is from RefSeq and is a predicted model, not a curated record. Lineage: Eukaryota; Metazoa; Chordata; Actinopteri; Cypriniformes; Nemacheilidae. The transcript is spliced from 12 exons.
CUAGGGACCAUGAUGCUCUGCUAGUUCUGUGUGUGAGUGUGUGAGACAGCCGGACAGUGAGCAGACGGCUGUCUGUGUCUUGGAGUGUCCGUGGGUCUCUUCAGCAGAGAUGGCUAAACUCAAACCCUGGAUCAGCAUCCGAUUUUGUGUUGUCAUAGUAACUCUGUUCUUUAUUUAUGUACAAGUUUCCAGACAAAACAAGCUGAUACAAACAGAAAAACGUGAGCUGCUGACUUCCACAGAGAUUCCAGCUGAACACAUCGACCCUACUUCCAUAGAUCUUACCGCACUAGUCAACACGCUCAUCAAUGCUUCACAACCAGACUCACAAAAUCUUUUCUCCUUACUGAGUGUGACAUCACACAGUUCCCUCUCUCUCCAUAAACUCACGCUACUGGUCUACAACAUCUCAAACUUUCAGGACAUUGAGACCAGUUUGUUUUCCUCGAAAUACUGUUACUGUCUGACAAACAGCACCAAUGACCUCACAGAUUUCACAGCUGUUCUCUUCGAUGUGAUGGGAAAUUCUACUAGUUACCUGCAGGAGUUGUUUAAAUCUAACUCCAUCCUCUCUGUCAGUCAGAAGAACAGCUCUGACUGCAUCUACAUCUGUGUCAUGGCUGGAAAGACAGUGAUCUCUCUCAGCUGUGGGACUUGGGCUCAGUCACACCUCUGUUUAACCAAACCAUCACAGAAGAUAGAUCCAGAGCUAAUAUCACAUUUCCACUGGUGCCUUUUGUGUGGCAUGACCUUCCAAACAACAGUGAACUGGUACUAUGGCAUAAACCCAGUACAGAUUCUCAUUCGACCCCCAGUAAGGAAACAACCAGCAAUACAGAAUCAAAGACAACCGUGCCACACACUAGGGCUACUAUGACAUCAUCACCUUCUACUGCACCCAGUGUAGCUCCAUCAACCACGGCAACUGCUGAUAUUGUGCCAACCACUCCAACUGUUUCUAUGCCAACAUCUGCUUUAAUGACAACCACACCUAUU